AUGGCAAAGACUAGGUCUAGUACUAUGUUUAUCAAUCGACACUACAUCAAACUACUAGCGACAAUCGCCACAACUAGUCUACUUGUUCUUAUUUAUAUCACAGUACAAGCAAUACAAAACACACCAAUACCGCAAAACACACUACUAAAACUACAGCACGACUUGGAGACAACUAUCAAUACCAAGAACCAACUUGUAUCAGAUGUGACAAUUGUUAAAUGCCGCAAUAUCAAGUUUUGCCAAAUACCGAUGGGAUACGUAACGAUUAACCCGUCAUUGACUUUUUACAAAUAUGCCAAAAGCGAGCUGAAAAAAAAAUUGUAUGAAUACGAGUAUUAUCUUGCUGUGAAGUUGUCAUCUUUGGAUGAAACGACCAGGGUCAUAGCUGGAUUAUCACUAGACAGGCAGGAUGGAUAUGAGGUAGUCAAAGUCAAUAAUCAGGAAGAAGAUCGAUUUAUUAAAUUGUACAAGAAGUUUAUCAUCAAUAAUACUGAACAACCACUACUGAGAGAUACACCAGUACUACGAUCAAUUGAUGUACUUUUUGGCAGUAAUGACUUGAUUGACUCAAGAAAGUUCCAUCAUACUUUACACUUAUCAAAUGAGGAGUCUGUACAUCCAAUCUUAUCGGUGUGCAUGAUGAGUCAACAAGAACAAGAAGAAUACCAGCAACAACUUUCCCAAGAUGCUAAAACUCUUAUCAAGCAAGAUCAAAUAUUGAAAACCAGUCAAGACAAAUAUAAAGUGAUGCAACUUUCUGAUUUACAUUUUGGUCAGGAUUUAGGCAGAUGUAGUACUGGUACUACUGACGUUAAAUGCAGUUCUGAUUUGAAAACUUUGAAGUUUAUUGAAGCAAGCAUAAAACAAGAACAACCUGAUUUGAUUGUCAUUACAGGUGACUUAAUUGACGUUGAACGAUCAUUGGACUACAAAUCCAUCUUGUUGAAAAGUUUACAACCGAUUUUAGCAUCAGAUACUAAAUUCAUCUACACUUUUGGUGAUGAAAUACUGAACAAAGAAGAUAAAUCAACCAUUAUUGAGUUUUUAACCUCACUACCCAAUUGUCUUAAUACAUUUGUACCAUUUGCUGAUACAAACUUGCAUGGAGUCACGAAUGAUAAUCUUCAAAUAUUCAAUAAAGUAGUCAAAGAGAAAAAUCAAGUUGAUGAGCAAUCAGUAUCAAUAACUGUCCUCGAUUCACAAGAUCAUUUCAUAGACGAGACUCAAAUCAACUAUUUGUACCGCAUCAACAAUGAUUUCACGUCAACUGAUUAUAAAUUACUUUUCUUUCAUUACCCCAUCCCACAAUAUCGUCCAGUAGGUACUUUCAAAAUCAUAGGUACAUACAAUGAAAAACAUCCACUAGAUACCAAAACAAACAUUAAAUUUCAUGAUGAUAUAAUCAAUUGUCAGUACCAAGUAUUAUCGGUUGGACACGAACAUGAAAAUGAUGCUUGUAUUUUAUCAGAAUUGUCCACGAAACCUAAAACUAAGCCAAGAACGGCAGAAGGCGAUGCAACCCCAUCAAUUUGGUUGUGUUAUAAUUCAAUCACAGGUGAUUCGGGUAUAACAGCAAUCAAUGAACAAUAUGUACGUAAAAUUAGAGUGUUUGAAGUUGAUUUUGAGAAAAAGAGAAUCUUGAGUUGGAAGAGAAAAGAAAAUGAUAAAGAUGUUUUGGAACCACAGUUGAUAUAUCAAAGUAAAUAG
This is a messenger RNA of Lodderomyces orthopsilosis Co 90-125, 1707 nucleotides long. RefSeq lists its product as uncharacterized. The coding region runs from base 1 to 1707 and encodes 568 amino acids. Gene Ontology annotation, molecular function: phosphoprotein phosphatase activity. The record is from RefSeq and is a predicted model, not a curated record. Lineage: Eukaryota; Fungi; Ascomycota; Pichiomycetes; Serinales; Debaryomycetaceae. Gene Ontology annotation, cellular component: cytoplasm. The transcript has a single exon.